AUGGGUAUCGAAGAUGCGCUUUCAGCCGAGCUCCGCGAGAAACUGAGAGACGACCUAUUAGCAACCGAUCUCAAAUUCGUCGCUGAAGUCCCCAAGGUUGAGCUGCACGUCCAUAUCGAAGGAACGAUUACCGCAGCGCUCAGAUGGAAAUUGACCCAGAGAAAUGGCACGAAGCUAAAGAUAGCAAAGAACGGGCCUGAGCUGAAGACCCUAGAAGAACUGCAGGCCGCAAUGGACUUGCUACGGCCAGAUUCCAGUCGCGUGAAUAACGAGGAGGAAGAGGAUUACUUCGAUCUGGCAAUGCAUUAUCUUGAGCACGCUGCCAAGAUGAAUGUGAGGUACUGCGAGAUCUUCUUUGAUCCACAGGGUCACACGAGUCGUGGGAUAUCAUGGGAUGUCAUGAUGGGAGGUUUCCGACAAGCUUCGGAAAAAGCUGAGAAAGAGUUGAAUGUGACAUCGGCAUGGAUCAUGUGCUUCCUCCGAGAUCUCCCGCCAGAAUCGGCUAUGGAACAUUACAAGGCUGCACUACCCUAUCGCGAUACGAUCAUCGGGAUAGGGCUCGAUUCGAACGAGACGGACCGUCCACCAUCACUUUUCGACGAGGUCUUUUCCCUGGCUCGCCGCGACGGGUUCAAGCUCACCAUGCAUUGCGAUGUGGAUUCGAAGAAUACUCACGAGCACAUUAGACAGGCGGCAUCCGCGAUCGCUGGCACGGGCCUUGACCGCAUCGAUCACGGUCUCAAUGUUGCGGAAAGCCAGGAUUUGAUUGAUUUGAUUCUGAAGCGUGAUGUUGGCAUGACGGUCUGCCCGUGGUCUUACUUGAGGCACACCACAUAUGCAGAACUGGGACCGAAGAUUCGCGUCUUGUACGAUGCGGGUAUCAAGAUUAGUAUCAACAGUGAUGACCCGGCGUACAUGGAAGACUGUUGGGUCCUGGAAAAUGUUUUGUUGGUGAAGCAUCUGUGUGGGUUUGACGACAAGGAUGUUGCGGUUCUGGCCAGAAAUGCCAUCAAUAUCUCAUGGGCAACGCCAGAGGUCAAAGCGAAUGUAUUGCAGGAGAUUGACUUGGUGUAUGAUCGAUUCUAUCCACCUUCGUGA
Exophiala bonariae is the source of this 1098-nucleotide messenger RNA. RefSeq lists its product as uncharacterized. Gene Ontology annotation, biological process: adenine catabolic process; hypoxanthine salvage; purine ribonucleoside monophosphate biosynthetic process. Gene Ontology annotation, molecular function: adenine deaminase activity. Gene Ontology annotation, cellular component: cytosol. The transcript is spliced from 3 exons. The coding region runs from base 1 to 1098 and encodes 365 amino acids. The record is from RefSeq and is a predicted model, not a curated record. Lineage: Eukaryota; Fungi; Ascomycota; Eurotiomycetes; Chaetothyriales; Herpotrichiellaceae.